GGUACGGCUCAAAUGCGGAAGGAACGCGGAGCACAAAUAUGCUCACAAACUGGGUGAAACUUUAAAGUCAAGCAACAACAAACUCGAGAAUCCUAAUGUCGACAUCGCCAGCACCUUAAUACACAAAGCAUUGUUUUUGAAGUGGAGUUAUGCAUGCAGAUUGGUGGAAUCACUCUAAAUAGAGAGAAUAGAAAAUGAAAGCCUUGCUCAUUACCACUGAGAGCGCCGAGAUCCUCUUCCACUGGACCGACCUGGGUUUCCAGAACAGCAUCCAGGAGCAGUAUGGUGCCGCUCAGGAGGAAGGCCAGAGGCUUCCAGCCUUUGAAGACAGCAUCAGCACCUUGUUCGCACCUAUUAUCAUCUCCUGCAGUUCCAUGGUUGACAGUAUGGGUGACGGCUACACCUGCUUCACCACAGAGAACAACCACAUCUAUGUACUACAGCAGUUCGACGAGUGUCUCUACAUUGCUGUAAAUGGAGAUGGCGAGGAGGAGGAGGACGAUCUGAGGAGGAAGAUCUAUGUAACGAAGAAAAUAAUCGAGGUGCUCUUCGGCAUGGUCACUCUCAGCGGUAGUCUCAUCAGAAGAGAGCUGCGUCCUCAAGACACAGAGCAAAGGGCCCGUCUGUGGAAACAUCUCCAAAGUCUGCUAGACACCCACAGCCACCUCAGGGAGACUGACCAGAGCUUCUUAGUGGAGGCGGUAGAGAGGCUCAUCCACCCCACGCUGUGUGAGCAGUGCAUUGAGUUCUUGGAGCGACGUCUAGUUCAGCAGCUUAAUAGCAGUGUAGAAAGAGCUGGAGAGGAGGUGCAGCAUGCUUUUAUCCUGGUGCACACCAAGCUACUGGCCUUCUACUCCAGUCGCAGUGCGAGCACACUCGCCACUUCGGACCUUUUGGCCCUCAUCAUCAUGGCUCAGAACAUGUAUCCUAGCAACAUAGACCAAGAUGACCACUCCUCCGAGGAUUUUGAUAGUACAAGUGGUUCAGGCCCAGAGAGCUUUUAUACACCUCAACCUUCCCCCACUGACUCAAGCAGUUCAGAAAAACAAACAAAAGAAGAAGCUACGGUGUUUGAGUUUGUGGAUCCCGACAUUCAUAUGGCAGAAGACAGUCUACACACUCUGGAUGUUCCUCCCCCAGAUCCAUCCGCACCACGCAGGGUGUUUCUAGAGGUGUCUCACAAGGAGGGUCUGUAUCCCAUGAUGCCUCACUCGAUGUACUGCCUGCCACUGUGGCCGGGAAUAACACUAGUACUGCUGACUAAGAUUCCCACCAGUGCAGUGGCUGUGUCCGUCUACAUGUUCCUGGAGGCCUUUGCCAAACUGGAGAAACGUUUGAGUGAAGGCCAGGAGGGAUCGUCUGCUACUAGAAGUCAACCAACAAUACACGACAUAAGAAGCAAACUUGACAAAUUCAUCAAAGCUCUUGGGCCCAGUGACAUUCAAUCUUCCCAGUUACAAAAUGUCUGGAGUGAGUUCAAGAACAGGGCCUUUUCCCGAGGUGGACCUGGCUUCAACAGAGAUCUCAUCCCUUGGUGUCAAAACAUGAAGACUCAGCUGUGUGGCAUUUACCGCCAGUGCUUCCUAAUUGACUCUGGUCCGGCUGACAUUCCGCGGAAACUUUCUACUGUUCUGCAGGAGCGAGCCCAGGCCAUGCUGCAGGAAAAACUAAUAGACUGGAAGGACUUCUUGCUAGUGAAAAGCAAGCGAAACAUCACCAUGGUGUCGUACCUAGAGGACUUCCCGGGCCUCAUCCACUUCAUUUGCGUUGAUCGAUCCACAGGCCAGAUGAUCGCACCGUCCCUCAACGUCACCGAACGCUCCACGUCAGAGCUGGGAAAAGGUCCAGUGGCUCAGUUCAUCAAAAACAAGGUGUGGAGGCUGGUGAGCACAACACGGCGUUACCUCCAAAAGGGUUACUCCACGGUCACCCUGCGAGACGGCGACUUCUAUUUUUGUUACUUCCUCUGGUUUGAAAACGAAACUGGCUACAAAUUGGAGGCAGUGGAAAUGCCCGUCCUACCCGAUGACUCUGCCCCCAUCGGGACGCUUGCCUGGGAUUACUACAGGAAGCUGCUGCGCUACUACAGUAAGAGCCACCAGGGUGAGGUAGUAAAGUGCUACGAGUUGCUCACGGUGCACCUGGGUGUCAUUCCCACUGACAUCAUACUGCAGCACUGCAAACAGCUAGCCAGCAAGCUGUGGGAGCCCUCGCGCAACCCACUCCUCUAACACUCAGCAUAUAGUACUGAACUGUAAAAUAAGCCCGCUUUAGUUUUGCACAUUUUAUUAUUUUAUUAUAACAUUUCGGUCUGCUUCUCUUUUUCAGCCACCAAAACCUUAAUUAAAUAAUUUUACCAUGUUUUGUUUCUCCUGUUAUAAAUGUAAAAAAAAUCUUAGUCUUUUGCUAAAAAUUACAUUUCUGUUUCAAUGAACAUGUCAGUGCUGUCAGAAUGACAAGUCCUUGUUUCAUUGUGUGCAGACAAGACAGUCGGAUCUCUUUGUCAUGCUCUCGAUAUAACAGUUACUCUGGUAGAAGCAGGGCCGGCCCAGCCUAUACGCAGACUAUGCAGCUGCUUAGGGCCCCUGGCCACUAGGGGGCCCAGAUAGGGGGCAAUCUGGCAAUUGUUUCAUUUAUACUCUAUUUUGUUUACUACAGUUUGCUUUAUUUGACUUUUGUGACUUUUGAUACUUGAUUACAAGCUUAAAAAAUAAAAGUUCUUCCUUAACUUCUUUCUUUCCUCUUUUGGAAAAAGGUUUGGCGAUAUCCACUCUAAGUACCUACAAUCAUUUGGGGUGAGAAGUUUGAAGAAUGCAGUGCAACAAAAUCUGAUUAAUAUACAAAAUAUGGACAUAUAGGUUGGAUUGCGUGUAUGGGUUUCACAUUACACUGUGACGAAAUGGUGGGCCAAAAAUAUGGGCCCCUUGGCAUUAUUUUGCUUAGGGCCCCCAAAUGGCCUGGGCCGGCCCUGGGUAGAAGGCUCUGAUGCUGAAGAUUGUUUACGUGAGUUUUGAUGAAAAUUGUUAGUAAGUUACACCUUUGUGUGUGGGAGAUUUAUCACAAGGGAUUUGACAAGUUUCAGUUUACACUUUUACUUUUGUUAGGUUUUGUGUUGGUAUUUUCCUAGUGUGACUUGUCCCUGUGAUUACCCAUUGAUUUCACCUGUUGUGCCUGCUCCUACUGAGUCCUCCUGUAUUACCCAGCUGUUCCUCAUUGUCUCGUUACCUACCCCUUGUCUGCAUUUGUGUAUAUAAGCACCCAGUUUCUUUUCACUCCUUGUUGCGUCAUUGUCAAUGUCAGAGUCUCUGUCAAAGUCUAUGUAAAUGCCCAUGUGCUCGUCAGUGUUCUCAAGUUUUCUCCGUCCUAGUCCUUGUGUUCCUCAACGUAAGUUUUUUUUAUAUCAAGCCUUUUGUUAGUGACCUGAGUUUUGUUUGUUUCUGUGUUUUUUGGGAUCCCCACAAUAUUGGUUGAUACUUAGUUUUUUGUUAGCCUUAAUUAUUUUGCACUGCCGGUCUGCCUCCCUGCUUACUUUUCCCUGCAUUUGGGUCCACACAACCUGCCUGCCCCGAAUUCCUGACAGAAUGACGCAACCUAAUAUGGACCCAGCGGGAAACCUCUGGCCAGCAGACUCCUGCGACCAUGUGGCUACGUUUGGGUUUUGUGUUGGUUUUCUCCUAGUGUGACUUGUCCCUGUGAUUGCCCAUUGAUUUCACCUGUUACUAAUUUAUAAAAAUGUUUAGUUGGCACAUA
This is a messenger RNA of Corythoichthys intestinalis (scribbled pipefish), 3750 nucleotides long. RefSeq names its product HPS1 biogenesis of lysosomal organelles complex 3 subunit 1 (gene hps1). The coding region runs from base 195 to 2231 and encodes 678 amino acids. The record is from RefSeq and is a predicted model, not a curated record. Lineage: Eukaryota; Metazoa; Chordata; Actinopteri; Syngnathiformes; Syngnathidae. Gene Ontology annotation, molecular function: guanyl-nucleotide exchange factor activity. The transcript is spliced from 18 exons. Gene Ontology annotation, cellular component: BLOC-3 complex. Gene Ontology annotation, biological process: vesicle-mediated transport; melanosome assembly.